Symbiodinium natans is the source of this 1305-nucleotide messenger RNA. The record is from the annotation of a GenBank genome assembly. Lineage: Eukaryota; Dinophyceae; Suessiales; Symbiodiniaceae.
AUGGACCAACUCAGCAAUGAGACACACGGUGCAGUCUCGGCGAGGCUGGAGGAUCAACGACUUAUGACCUUCGUGCCCGUUAUGAUCAGCAUCUACUUGGUGACCUUGCUGAUAGGGACGGCUCGAGUGCUGUACCUGUCAAAGCGAUCCGAGCGAGAAUCCAAACCAAUGGGAAUGAGUUCCAGUUCCAUCAUGCCUAUCGAGCCUGAACCGGUCAAGCCGGUUAGGCCGACAGGUCUGACCAAGACACAGUCCACGAUUUCCGUAGGCACGAGCCUCAACACGAGCCCGAAGCGGCACCGGUGCCACUUCAGCCGCAGGAGAGUUGUGCAGAUCGUGUUCGGGUGCUGGUACGCCAUUUGCCUGGGUUUUGUUGUCUACGCCUUGGUGGAUGAGCAGUUUGCCAAUCGAAAAGCGCUGGCUUGGGAGGCCUACACAGCAUUGCUUGCCUUGUCCUGUGCCUGGCUGCUGGUGCAAGUUGCUUUUCUCCCAGUCAAGAAAUAUCCAAAGAUGGGUUUCGUCGUGGCAUCGCUUACCGGGACAAUGCCAGCCAUGGCAGAUGGUUUCGAUACCCUCAGGGACAUCGUCUUUGGAGGCCUCUGCCUCCAUUCGGACAACGGCUGGACGCAAGCAAUAGGGGUGGUUGCCUGGGUCUACGUGCUUGCGUUCCACGUGCAUUUGUUCCGACAAGAUAGGAUGAUAGCAGAACUGGCAACUCACUGGCUAGCUGUGUGGACUAUGCCUCUUGACGUCUCGCUUUCUGAAGCAUCACAAAAUAAAAAACAAGACUUCUGGAUGAAGGCCAAGGCCAAGAUUGUGCCUGUGCUCUACAAGCAGCUCACCCCUGUGAAAAGGCAGCUCCUGCUUGUAGAAAACCUUCCGCAGGCCUUCAUGGGUGCUGCCUACCUCUUGCUGGAAGCUGAUGAUGAAAGUGGCAGCCCAAUCACGGUACUGGUCUUCAGUAUUGCCGUGCCGAUGACGCAAAUCCUCACCUCACACCUCCUCUUUCAUCGGGUGCGCCGGCUUGCCGCGCCCUUCUAUGCCAAGAAGCUCAGCAUGGCUAUACAUCGCAAGGACACCUUAUUGCUGAACCGCCUCCGUGAGGAGGCCGGCUUCCUGGAGGAUCCCGCUCUCUUGAUCACUGUGAUGGAACAUUGCAAAGAGUUCCAAGUCUUCCAGGACAUGUUCGAGGGAGGACUCCAGCUGGCCCUGCUCGAAGGAGAUCAGUCACAGAGGAGACUGGCGUUCAUCGACAGCUGCAUCAAUACGAUGAUGGACCAUGUCUUGCAGAAGGAUUCGAACUAG